AUGUGUCACGACCACUUCUUUGUCGAACUAGGGCCAUUGAUUAAUUUUAUCGUCGGGAAAAAUGGCAGCGGCAAGAGCGCAGUGCUAACAGCUAUAACUCUCUGUCUGGGUGGCAAAGCAUCUGCUACAAAUCGCGGUCAGAGUCUUAAGAGUUUCAUCAAAGAAGGCAAAGAGAGUGCAACUAUUGUUGUGCGCAUUAAAAAUCAGGGAGAUGGUGCCUAUAUGCCGGAUGAUUAUGGAAAAUCCAUUGUUAUUGAACGCCAUUUCACAAAAACUGGAACGAGUUGCUUCAAAAUCAAGGCAGAGAAUGGACGUCUAGUUUCCACCAAAAAAACCGAACUGGAUGCUAUUAUUGACUUUUUCACAUUACAAUUUGACAACCCGAUGAAUGUUCUCUCACAAGACAUGGCCCGCCAAUUUUUGAGCAGCUCAAGUCCUGCUGAGAAAUACAAGUUCUUUGUGAAGGGUGUUCAGUUGGAGCAACUUGAUCAGGACUACCGACUGAUCGAAGAAUCUGCUGAUCAGAUUGAGGAGAAGCUCAGGGGGCGAGAGCAAGAUAUUAUGACCCUAAACAACCGCAAAGUUGCAGCAAACCAGAAACUGGACAUGUCUGAUCAACACGAAUCCCUAAGGAACAGGGUCAGAAAUGUCCGGAGUCAAAUGGCUUGGGCUCAGGUUGAGGAACAGGAAAGAAUGAGGAGCUCUUUAGAGAUUGAACUAGCCAAAGCCAAUGAGAAGAUUGCAACCGCUGAAGCUGAGCUGGGCAGCUUCGACGCUGCUAUACGAGAAGCUGAGGAGGAAACCGAAGCCAUUGCCGAAUGUGUGAGACAAGUUGCUGCUAGGCUCGAGCAAGCACAAAGUGAGAAGGUGGAUAUUAAAGCUAGGUGGGACGAACAAAUGACUGAACGUCAUGAUUUGCAGGCACAGCAACGUCAGAUACGAGAUUAUCUAAAAGCAGCAGAAGCUAGGAUAAACGAAACGCAACAAAAGAUUGAAGAAGAAAAUCAACGUUUGGCUGACUUAAGCGGAGGAAGCUAUACUAGGAAACAGGAAAAACUCGAGCAAGCGAAAGCAGAAGCUGCACAUGCCAGCACACAGUACGAGGAGCACCAACGCAAUACAGAUCGCCUAUACCGAGAGUUGGAAGUGGCUGGAAAAGAAGUGGAUUCAUUAGUGGCGCCACUUGGCAGAACGAAGACCGAUGUUGAGCAAGCCGAGAAACUUUUACGAAGCCUGAGCAAAGAAGGCGGAUCCAAAACCUCAGGAUUCCACGACAAAAUGCCGGCUCUCCUGAGGGCCGUUCAACAAGAACAGGGCUUCACCGAGAAGCCUGUCGGUCCCAUCGGUCGUCAUGUGACCUUGCUGAAACCAGAAUGGUCAUCUAUUUUGGAGAACUCGUUUGGCACGACGUUGAACAGCUUCAUCGUAACAUCCAAAAGAGACAUGGAAAUUCUUUCUCGUAUUAUGCACAAUGUCAACUGCAUAUGCCCAAUCUUUAUAGGAAACGAUGGGUACAUUGAUACAUCAGAACACGAGCCUGAUCUUAAAUUUGAUACGGCUCUACGGGUGCUUCAGAUUGACAACGAACUCGUCCGUCGACAGUUGAUCAUUAACCAUGGUAUUGAGCAAAUGCUUCUAAUCGAAAAGCUAGAAGAAGCAUCUUCAGUACUCUUUGAUGGACAGAAGCCUAGGAAUGUGAAGCGGUGUUACUGCAUUGACCAAACGGACAGGCGCCGGGGCAUCCAUCUAUCUUACAAUCGUGUGGGAGAGCCAAGCCAGGCGCCGGUUCCUGUAUACAGUGGCAGCCCACGAAUGAAAUCAGAUCUAGCUUCACAAAUCAGGGUUCAACGUGAUGUAGUGGCAGACCUCAGGCAUCAGCUCGGCGAUCAGGAAGAGCAAUUUCGAUCUGCUCGGUCUCGCUUGGAGGGCUGCAAACAAGCUCUUAUGAGGCAUGAAAAGAGUACAAAUGAGUUGCGAAUCGCAUUGCAGAGGAAGGAAGACCAUGUGGAAGAACUCACAGAUGUACUCGACAAAGAACCUGUGGAAGACGAUCAUCUUGAUGUGCUGCGAGCCACGCUCCAGGAGGCUAAGGAAGAGAAACACAUCAACGAAGGGUCUUUGGAAGACAGUAUGGAGGCCAUGGAGGCCAUGAUGAAUGAGCUUAAAGCCAUUAAACAACAACUCGCUUCUAAGGAUGCCGAUAUAGCUGCGUCAACGGAAGAGCUCCGUGUAACUCGAAGUGAGGAACUCAUGGGGCAAGAAAAACGCCGAAAGAUCAUUAAUGAUAAAAACAUUGCGGUUGAACGAAUCGAUGAUAGCAGACGAGAAAAAGAAAGGAUAAAUGAGAAAAGAGAAGAGGUUUCUGCACGUGUUAUCGACUUCAGCGAGAAAGCUAGUCUAGUCUCACCGCGGGUUCCAAUUCCUGAAGGUGAGACUGCUGCUAGUUUGGACAAAAAGCUGGACAGACUUAAUAGGGAUAUUCAACGCUAUAACCAACAAUUGGGCGCAUCUCGGGAUGAGAUCGCCGCUGAAGCCGCCAGAGCAUCCACAGCCUAUGAUCGGGCCCUUAAGCAAGUGGAGGAAUUUAGGUUACUUGCGGAUAUCCUCAUUGAAACACUCAAACAUCGCAAGAAACGUUGGGUAAUUUUCAGAUCUCACAUUUCAUCCCGGGCCAAGGUUGAACCUGAUAUAACAAAAGACAGCACUGGACGGGGUGCAAAGACACUUUCCGGUGGUGAAAAGUCUUUUUCUCAAGUUUGUCUUCUAUUGGCACUUUGGGAGGCUAUGGGAUCUCCUGUCCGCUGCUUGGAUGAAUUCGACGUGUAUAUGGACCACAUCAAUAGGAAGAUGGCAAUUGAUAUGCUUAUGCUGGCCGCUAGGCGGUCAGUAGGUGUGCAAUUUAUACUAAUCACACCUGGCUCAAGGGCGGAGAUUAGUUUAGCUCCUGAUGUCCGUGUGAAGGAGGAAGCAAACUCAGACACAAGGUGGAAGGACCAACUAAAAGCCCCUGCAAAAGAUGCACGGCCACAAACCGAGGACGUGACGGCCACUAAAGGCCUUGAGUUUGAAGAUUUUUAUAUCAAACGCGAACUUAUGAUGGGCAUCUUCGAAGCUGGUUUCGAAAAACCCUCUCCUAUCCAAGAAGAAACAAUACCAGUUGCUCUUACUGGUAGGGAUAUUUUGGCUCGAGCAAAGAAUGGCACCGGAAAGACAGCGGCCUUCGUCAUCCCCACAUUAGAACGCAUAAAUCCUAAAAGCACCAAAACGCAAGCACUGAUCCUUGUCCCAACCAGAGAGCUUGCGCUCCAAACAUCUCAUGUUUGUAAAACUCUCGGGAAACAUCUGGGGAUCAACGUAAUGGUCACCACUGGAGGAACUGGAUUGAUGGAUGACAUUAUCAGGUUGAACGACGCUGUCCAUAUCCUUGUCGGAACUCCAGGCCGUGUUCUAGAUCUGGCUAGCAAGGGCGUUGCUGACCUUUCUGAAUGUCCUACAUUCGUCAUGGAUGAAGCCGACAAAUUACUGUCGCCUGAAUUCACUCCUGUAAUUGAACAGCUAUUGUCAUUUCAUCCUAAAGACCGUCAGGUCAUGCUUUUCAGUGCGACUUUUCCAUUGAUCGUGAAGUCGUUCAAGGAUAAACACAUGCGCAACCCUUACGAGAUCAACCUUAUGGAUGAGCUCACCCUCCGAGGAAUCACUCAGUAUUAUGCUUUUGUGGAAGAAAAGCAGAAAGUCCAUUGCCUUAAUACUCUUUUUUCCAAACUUCAAAUUAAUCAAUCAAUCAUCUUCUGCAAUUCGACAAAUCGCGUUGAACUUCUCGCAAAGAAGAUCACGGAAUUAGGCUAUUCGUGCUUCUACUCACAUGCAAGGAUGCUUCAACAACAUCGGAAUCGAGUCUUCCAUGAUUUCCGGAACGGCGUAUGCCGCAACCUUGUUUGCUCCGAUUUGCUAACUCGAGGUAUUGAUAUUCAAGCGGUGAACGUCGUGAUCAACUUUGACUUUCCCAAGAACGCUGAAACCUACCUCCACCGAAUAGGCCGAUCUGGUCGUUUUGGUCAUCUGGGUCUAGCAAUCAAUCUUAUCAACUGGGAUGAUCGUUUUAAUCUGUAUAAGAUUGAGCAGGAGUUGGGAACCGAAAUACAACCUAUCCCUCAAAAUAUCGACAAGAAGUUAUACGUAUAUGAAUCGCCGGAAACCAUUCCCCGCCCAAUCGCGAAUGCGUCACAAGCACAGCUCGCAACGAGUGGGAACCAAAACCAGAACUUUGGAGAACGCCGCCACAACAAUCACUCGAAUGGGGGACAUUAUCAGUUCAGCCGGGGUCGAGGUUCAUAUCGUGGAGGUCGAGGCCAAGGUCAGCGCCGCAACAUACAGAAUGAUAUGAAUAAAUUUAGUACUUCCCAGAAUCAACAGCAGAGUGGCAAGAGCCAACCUGCGCAGGUGUCGCCAAAUUGA
Aspergillus pseudotamarii is the source of this 4455-nucleotide messenger RNA. RefSeq names its product DNA repair protein SMC6. The transcript is spliced from 15 exons. The coding region runs from base 1 to 4455 and encodes 1484 amino acids. NCBI's taxonomy places the organism in Eukaryota, Fungi, Ascomycota, Eurotiomycetes, Eurotiales, Aspergillaceae. The record is from RefSeq and is a predicted model, not a curated record. Gene Ontology annotation, cellular component: site of double-strand break; Smc5-Smc6 complex; nucleus. Gene Ontology annotation, biological process: double-strand break repair via homologous recombination. Gene Ontology annotation, molecular function: single-stranded DNA binding; RNA helicase activity; damaged DNA binding.